Durusdinium trenchii is the source of this 1248-nucleotide messenger RNA. NCBI's taxonomy places the organism in Eukaryota, Dinophyceae, Suessiales, Symbiodiniaceae. The record is from the annotation of a GenBank genome assembly.
GAACCCAAAAGACCGCAUAGGCGCUCUUGCGGUGAGGCGAUUGGUACACUUGCAAGGAGGUGCCUCCAGUCCAGGUCAUACCGCAUUGCUUGUGACUACUUCGCGCGUGUCAUGUCUUUCAUUCUGAAACUGGAAACCAUUUAGCAGAAAGGGGGCUUAACACAGAGUGCGACUAUGUGAAGAUUGCGAUGGACGUCACGUGGCCAUCAUCAGCCAUUUUGUGCAGCUGUUUCAACUGGCUGGUCGGCGCCGGGACAUGGGCGGCGUGCAACCGAAGUGCUGCGCAGCGCAGGACGUGCAGAACACCACGGGUGAAGCUGCAUCAGAGACAAAGCUAGUGAGUGACCAGCCCAUCCCUCCAGUAGGGAAGCCAUUGUGGCUAACAGAGGCAGAGGAGUAUGUAACUUUGCAGAAGCAGAAGGAGGAAGAAAACCACCAGCGAAUUGAGCAACUAGCUGCUCAAAGAGCAGAAGAGGAACGGAAAGCCCAAGAGGAGGAAAGGAAAGCAGAGGAAGAGGCGAAGGCAAAGACAAAGGAUGCUGACAAGAAGAAGACUCAGCAGCAACAGCAGAAGAAAGCAGCAGCACCCAAGCCAUCCAAGCCUGAAGAGGAGGCGAAGGGCAAGGUGCCUGAGGAGGUUGAGAAAAGUGAGAAGGUCAAGACAGCCGACACUGAGAGUGGCCCUAGUCAGGUUCAGCAAAAGAUUGAUGAUGCCGUGAAGCAGGCCAAAGAAGCUGGAGAUGCAAAAUUUGAAUUCGAGGUCAAAUGUGUUUCUGCUCGGGGUUUGCGAGAUGCUGACUGGCUCGAAGGAACCUCUGAUCCCUAUUGCCUUUGCGAAGCAGUGGGCAAGGUGAAGUGCAAAUUCAAGACCAAGACCGUCAACAACAAAGAGAACCCCGUCUGGAACCAGGCGGCAAAGAUGCAACUUUGCCAUGGCGACAAGCUGAAGUUCUCUAUUUUUGAUCAGGACACUGGGAAACCUGAUGAUUUCUUGGGAUACGCCGAGCUUGAUUUCAACAAGAUAUGCCCUUCAGGCUUUGAGGGCGAGCUUCCUUUAAAGGAUGCCUCGGACACAGCAGCGAAACAGGAAGCGUACAUCAAGGUGCGCGUAAGAAGCCUGGGUGCUGUUGCCCCAAAGUGAUGGAUUGCAUGCACAGCCAAGGCAUGCCAAGGCAUGCCAAGGCAUGCCAAGGCGUUUCAAGCAGAAUGUGCACUUCCACAGUUGGGGAAUGAAAGUGUUCUCAUGGU